Molecule: messenger RNA, 5044 nt
Organism: Dermacentor andersoni
Lineage: Eukaryota; Metazoa; Arthropoda; Arachnida; Ixodida; Ixodidae
Product: protein argonaute-2-like
Molecular function (GO): protein binding; RNA binding
Source: RefSeq, a predicted model, not a curated record
GACGCCGGCAGCGUUCCAUUAGUGAUCCAGUAACGUUGAGACAUAGCGACCUGUCGUCCCAUCAUUUGCCGACGCGUUAGUCUGCGUGGCAGGUCCAGCAGGUGCUUCGGGCUUCCUUCGCCGGUCACUCGGGAAGCGACUCCGCCGCCGACCGAGAUCAACCGAAGGCGUUUGUACGCGGCCAUAUUCACGAACUAGCUGCGGCGACAAAGACGACGAUUAACGACACAUCCGCGCCACGCCAGACCAACCAAUCAGCCAGCGCCAGCGCGUUCCUGUCAAGUGUCUAUAAGCGUUGUUCCUGCCUCGGAGGGUGCCUGUGGGGCUCGAGCUGCUGCAUUCGUACCCGGACUUUGCCAAGAAAGAAAAAAUGUCGAAAGUGGCGGUAAUGCGACCCCGCAUGGCCGCUGGCUGCGCCGCGUCAGAACUCCGAACGGUACACGUGGGACGCUCCCCGGUCGUCGCAGGGGUACCGGGAGGAGGCAGCCAGGUGGCGCCCUCGGCGCUCCCCUACACCGGCCCGACACAGGCUUCGUUCGCGCAAGCCAUCUCGCAGAGGGUGGCGCCCUCUGCCGCUGCGCAGCUGCGGGCUAACGCCGCCGCGGCUGCCGCUGCCGCCACCACCACCUCCUCCGUCACAAGCGCGAACGUGGUAGCCGCCUCGGCGGCCAUCAACCACGGCGGGGGAACCGCCAACGGAAACGGGGCCCGCAGCGUGGCCCCCACCGAGGGGUCGCUGCCUGCGACGUCGCCCUCGCCAACGGGCACGGCUGUGCGCGGUCACGGCAACGGGAUCAGCAGGGACAAGUCGCAGAGCGACGAGCUCAGGAUUCAGGAGAUCCAGCGGACUCUUCCGUCCCACUUUCCACGGCGGCCGGCGCAAGGCAGGCUGGGCCGGCCCAUCCAGCUGACCGCCAACCACUUCGCCGUCGAGAUCCCGGCCGGGAACGUGUACCACUACGACGUCGAGAUCUUCUCCGAGACCCGCAAGGAGGUCAAGGUGCCCGAGAACCGAAAGUACCGCUGCAUAAGCACCAAGAUCAACCGCCUUGUCAUCGAGCUGCUCGUCAAGAAGUACCGCCUCGACCUCAGCAACUGUGUGCCGGCCUUCGAUGGCCGCAAGAACCUCUACACCCGGCGCGAGCUCAAGUUCCGCGAGCGCACCUUCACGGUCGACCUGGACGAGGACCAGCGGGUCCAGAAGUUCGUCGUCAAGAUCCAGUACGCGGCCACCGUGAACCUGGACGCGCUGCACGCGGUCUUCGACAACCGCGUCAACACCGUUCCACAGGAGGUCUUGCAGGCCGUCGACAUCGUGCUGCGCCACGGUCCGUCCAUCAAGCUGACGCCCGUCGGCCGGUCCUUCUUCAAGCCGCCGCCCCACAACGAGAACAACACGCUCGGCGGGGGUCGCGAGGUCUGGUUUGGCUACUACACCAGCGUGCGACCGGCCCAGUGGAAGCCCAUGCUGAACGUGGACAUGUCCGCCACGGCCUUCUACGAGCCGUUGCCCAUCAUCUCGUUCAUGUGCAAGAUCUUCAGCGAGGGCCGCCGCGAGAUGACCGCGGGCGACUUCCGGGACCUGCGCGACUUCCAGAACGUCCGCCUCAACAAGGAGCUCAAGGGCCUGCGCGUCAAGGUGACCCACCUGCCGUACCCGCGGAAGUACAAGGUCAUCCGCGUCACCAAGGAGCCCGCGAAGAAGCUCUACUUCAACAUGGAGGACGGCUCGCGGUGCUCGGUCGCCGACUACUUCCAGAACCGGUACGGCCGGCUCAACUACCCGAACCUGCCCUGCGUGCAGACCGGCAGCGCGACGCACCCCGUCUACCUGCCGCUCGAAGUGUGUGAGAUCGUCGAGGGCCAGCACUGCAAGAAGAAGCUCGACGAGAACCAGACGUCCGAGAUGAUCAAGCGCACGGCGCAGCCGCCGGCCAAGCGCUUCAACGAGAUCCGCCAGUCGGUGCGUGACCUGGUCAGCAGCAGCGAGCAGUGUCUGCGCGAGUUCUCCAUCAAGAUCAGCACCGAGCCGACCCAGCUCAAGGGCCGCGUACUGGAGCCGCCGUCGCUGGUGUUCGAGAACAACGCGGUGAGCAAGCCGCGCGAGGGAACCUGGGAGCUCCGGGGCCGCCACUUCUACAAGGCCGCGACACUGAGCCGCUGGACGCUGCUGAACCUGAGCCGGUUCGCCCAGCGCGACAGCCUCGAGAACUUCGCCAAGAUGCUCGUGCGCGUCGGGCACGAGCUGGGCAUGCGUAUCGAGCAGCCGCUGGACAUCGGCGCCGCCGACACCAACCGCAAGCCGGUCCGUUCCGUGCUGCUGGAGGAGCAGCGCAAGCAGCCUAACCUCGAGAUGAUCGUCAUCGUGCUGGCCAAGAACUCCAACUACGCCGAGAUCAAGCAGGUGGCGGAGACCGAGAUCGGGCUGCGCACCCAGUGCGUCAUGGACAACAACGUGGUGAAGAAGUGUAACGCCGCGCUCGUCACCAACCUCUUGCAGAAGAUCAACGCCAAGCUUGGCGGCACCAACAACAGCCUGCUGUCGCAGGAGAAGCCGGCCAUCUUCCAGAAGCCCGUGAUCAUCAUCGGGGCGGACGUGACCCACCCGGCUCCCGGGGACAAGCUGAGGCCCUCGAUCGCCGCGUGCGUGGGCAGCCUCGACUCGAUCCCGUCAAAGUUCCACGCCUCCAUCCGCAUCCAGAUGGAGGACUCGGCGGCCACGGCGCGCGUGGAGAUCAUCAAAGACCUCAAGGACAUGAUGAAGGACAUGCUGAAGGCCUUCUACCGCGCCACCAAGCACAAGCCCGAGCGGAUCAUUUUCUACCGCGACGGUGUGAGCGAGGGCCAGUUCAUGGAGGUUCGCAAUCGGGAGGUAAGCGCCAUCCGGCUGGCCUGCCAGGAGCUGUCGCCCAACGAGACGUACGAGCCGGCCCUGACGUUCAUCGUGGUCCAGAAGCGUCACCACACCCGGUUCAUGCCGGCCAGCGACCGCGACGGCGUUGGCAAGUGCCGCAACGUGCCUCCCGGCACCACCGUAGACUCCGUGGUCACUCAUCCGCUGGACUUCGACUUCUUCUUGUGCAGCCACUUCGGCAUCCAGGGCACGAGCAAGCCCUCGCACUACUACAUAGUGUGGGACGACUCCAACUUCUCGGCCGACGACCUGCAGAAGCUCAGUUACUACCUGUGCCACACGUACGCCAGGUGCGCGCGCAGCGUGAGCAUCCCGGCGCCCGUGUACUACGCCCACCUGGCCGCGUACCGCGCCAAGAACCACGUGAUGAGCAAGGUGGACGUCUCGAGCUCCAGCAGCGACUCGUCCGGCGGCAGCGCCGACUCGGUCUCCACCAGCCAGUACGUGGAGGCCGUCAAGGUUCUGGACUCCCUGCAGACGGCCAUGUACUUCGUGUGACCCCCCCCGGCAAGCUUCGUCGUCUGCUCGGAGGUCAGGGGGCGAGUGCCGCCGCCUCAGAUGCAGGCUGGGAGGUCUUGGGUCCCAGCAGCCUCUUCAGCCAGUUGGACGAGCCGGAGCUGGAGCUCAGAGUCCGGGCUGCGCAGCAGGGUCUCCCAGGUGUCUCUACUACCUAUUUUGUGCGUUCCCCCGGGAGAGUACGGACAUUCCCAUAUUAUGUGGUCGAGGGUCCAUCUCGCCCCACAAAGAUUACAUUUAUCGCUCCUGGCCUCGGGGAACAUGUGGUUCGCCAUAACCGGGUGCGGAUAUGUAUAAGUUUGUAGUCGGCCAGUUGUAUUUGCCAUCCACUUUCAUCGCCAUUUAUUGACCAUUUCUUUAAAGGUCAGUUAAGGACAAGUAUUUCCUCCUAUGCUGUCCCUGGUGUCACUGUUUGUAGGCAUCUUAUGACAUGACUAAUAAAAAAUUUUCGGCUAUUGGAGCGCCGCGAAAACAAAACUAGGUGGCUACAACGACCCAAGCCUUGCGCCCUGCGAGGCGGCGUUCUGCUUACGUCAUCAAACAGCGGCCAGCCAGCCCGCUGUGGCCCGUGUCCCUCGCUGCCACAGCGCUCUGGAUGCUUCUUCUGUGCUUGAUCUUUAUUGAAACGAAUGCUGCACUGUAUAUUAUGUGCGUGAUACCAAGGAAUGUAUGCACUCUUCGCUUCAAAAAGGAGAUAUAUUUCUUUAUGUGAUCGUGAAGAUGAUUGCGAGAAUGGUAAAUAUAAAUUCGAUGCCGGCCAGUAUGAGUCCCUUUUCAAGUAAAAGAGCAUGACCUGUAACAAAAGGAAGAAGAGGCAUUUUUCAGACUCGCAGUGCCUAUUUCGCGUUUGUUGUCUUUCAAUGCUCCAGCAAGCAGGCAUUCGCGUCAACCAUAAAAUGUUCUAUGCAAUGAAGUUGGUUUUUUUCGCUCCUUUCUUUUUUCAUUUCGCAAGGAAACAGUAAUACGUGAUGGUGCAUCUGAACUAUUCCCACGGCGUGCCAGUAGGGUGCCUACUGGGUCUCCCUCUUACCCACUCACGGAGGGAAGGAGAGCAACCGCAUUGAGACACCCUAUUCGGACCAUAGGGGCACGGCCUCGUCAAGCGGUCCACCUCACAAGGGCGGGUGGUCAUGUAUGCAGCCCCGGGUACAAGACAUGACCAAUCGACGUCGGCGCAUUGUUAAGAGGAUGUGGGCCACGUUGGGCCAGUAGAAAGCUGUACACUUGUGCACAUCCAUUUCAGAAAGCACACACCUAGGAACGUGGACGAAGCAGAUCAGAUCUCCUAGUGACUUUUCUGGUUUUUUUUUUCUUUUGAGGAGAGACUAGGGUGGGUAGGAGGGUGGUUUCGUCUGUAUUUGUGGCGGUCGGCGGACUUUCACCUUUGAUGCAAAGGCGCCGAUGCAAUGGGAGCGUGCUUAGAGCACCGGCGUCACAGCUUGCAUCCGUUGCCGAGUGAUUCGUUAUACCCGUGACCUAUAGAUGUCGCACCUAGUAAAUUGAGAUUGAAGCCAAAGUGGCUGUCUGGAGGAGGACUUCGAGCGAGGCCGAAAGGAAGGAAGCGCGUUGUAGAUAACGUUGUGACAAAUGUGGGACAAGAUGCCGCUGUCAUUA